This is a messenger RNA of Varroa destructor (honeybee mite), 3418 nucleotides long. RefSeq names its product trypsin-1-like. The record is from RefSeq and is a predicted model, not a curated record. NCBI's taxonomy places the organism in Eukaryota, Metazoa, Arthropoda, Arachnida, Mesostigmata, Varroidae. Gene Ontology annotation, biological process: proteolysis. Gene Ontology annotation, molecular function: serine-type endopeptidase activity.
CCACUACGGUGCUGAAGUGAGCGAGCAAGGAAGAUGUUCCAUCUAAAUGACAAUAACAAUAGCAGCAGCAGCAGGCGAAGUAGCAACAAUAGUCAUAUGAACUCUGGCUAGAGAAGAGCAGGAGAGGAAUAGAAAGGCUAAGGCGCAAGCCACACGUUUAUCAAUAUCAAGUAUUAUUGGAGGGUGCCUGCGAGAGUGUCUAAAGCUGAGUAUACACGUGUGCUUACUUGUGUACAGUGUGCGUGGAAAGUGAUCUCGGAAGAGUAAUCGAAGGAUUCGAGAAACAAAAGCAGUGAUAGCAGCGUCAAUAACACUGAAUUCGGUGGGAAAUUAAAGAGAUUAGACGUUUGAAAGAGCCCAAACAGGUAGUUAGCAAUGAAUUUUGGAGAUAGUAGCUGGAAAUUCGAUAUGAGCGACUAAAUACGAUACUUCAUCAGUCAUUAAUGUGACGGGAACCAAUUCUCAUUAAGCUACAAAGCAGCUUGACUUACAGAGAGAGCCAGCAAAAUUAAGAAGAGACGCUUCAAAUGAGAUCGCAAAAAUAGAAGUACUAUAGAAACAUUUCAAAAAUGAAUUAAAUUCAACUUCCAUGGGGGACCAAAGAAGUUUUGCUUGUAAGGUGAUUCGUGUCUCUUGAAUUUCAAAUGGAUUAGUUCAACAGAAUAAUGGCUGAAAUAAUGCUAUCCCUAAUAAAACGUCUGUAGAAUGGAGUGAUUCCAUUAGAACCGCAUAUAUUGAAAGAAUGCUUUCGCGUCUUUUCGAAUGUUUGAGAUAUUAAAUAGUGAAAGUGGACUAUGUUGAAUCUGCGUGGCGGGAAGUGCGGCAAAUUCAAUGGGAAAAGCGCUGGAAUAACCCUAAGAAUGAAAUAGAGAAUGACGAGAAUGUUAUUAUCACCAUCGCUCGUAAACUUAUGAACAAAGUGCAAUACAGAGUACCAUGCUCCUGCUGGGGCGUUCGGGACAGUGGCCACCAGCGCUGCCUAAGCUCUGUUUUCUGCCCUUGUUACUACAGCUCAUUUCCGCGCUUUUGCUGGCGCUCAACCUCGCAACUCGUAGCGAUGUUUUGGCAAAAAUCUACAACGCACAGUCUGUUCCAUACCUCGACCCGAUGUCUGCCGAGACUCCCAAUCAUCCCAUCGUAGUGUAUCGUGCCAUGACGACAAGUAGUGGCACUAGAAACCGGAAUCUCUGGAGGACGCGGUCCCGUUCCCGCUACGCGGCUAAGUCCAAUAAGGGCAAUUUUUUUCAGUUUGUUCGGAGGCCUUUCGGUCAACGCAUAGUCGGCCGCCUAAAUAAUGACAUUGAUGGCUGUGACAUAGGCCAAAAAUGUGGUAUGAUUUUUAGCUGUCUCAUGGCCGGCGGGAAGCCGGUCAAGGCCUGCAGCGGAAGCUUGCUCCAGUACUGUUGUGAUUAUCCAUCGGAGAAGCCCAUACAGCCUCCAAUCUUUGGACCAGUCAAGAAUGACCCGUAUUGUGGACGGAGCGCUGGCAGGGUAAGCCGAAUCGUAGGUGGUAAUGAUGCCGAGUUUGGCGAAUUUCCUUGGCAAGCAUUUAUCCUUGUGGCUGGAAGCCGUUGCGGAGGGGCACUUGUUGGCAGGCAACAUGUUGUCACAGCAGGGCAUUGCGUCGCCAAAGCCAAAGCUCCUGAAUCGAUCAAAGUGAUUUUGGGCGAUCUCGUGCUUAACUCAGACAUCGAAGAGCUUCCUCACGAAGAAUACAACGUCCUACAGAUUCGUGUGCAUCCGAACUUUCAAUUCACGCCACAGGCUGACCGUUAUGAUGUUGCUAUCUUAGUGCUAGAUCGGCCAGUCCAAUAUCGCGAAAACAUCAUGCCAAUUUGCCUACCCGAGAAGGGCGCCGACUUCACAGGACGUACAGCCACCGUUGCUGGCUGGGGCGCCAUAGAGCCACGCUCGAAGCUACGUCCGCGCACCUUGCAGAAUGUUCAGGUUCCAGUGAUGAGGAAUGAACAAUGCGAGCGGUGGCAUCGCAAGCAAGGGAUCAAUCUGCGAAUCCACGCCGAGAUGAUGUGCGCCGGAUAUGAGUUCGGCGGGAGGGAUUCAUGUCAAGGCGACUCGGGGGGUCCCCUAAUGUUCAGCGAUAACGGGGUCUGGUAUCUUAUCGGAGUGGUUUCGGCUGGUUACUCCUGCGCGAAGCAAUACCAGCCUGGCAUCUACCACCGUGUGGCCAGCUCCUCAGACUGGAUCUCUGCCAACGUCUUCAGUUAGCAAGUUCCUGUUAAUUGUUGUCCUAACACUAUUAUGCCCUCGUGGCAUUUUCUCCUACUUGAAACAUCACGCAGAAGCAAAAGUGCACGCGCACCAAGGAACAUUUGUUAAAUCGUCAUCAGAAACACUGUGUAACAAUCGAAAAUCCUGAGGCGAGGAAAAACUAUACAACUGUUUAAGAUAAAACGGCGCACUCGAUUAAUCUUAGUACGGAUAACGAACAGACAUCAAAUUCAAUCUUUUUUAAAAAUUACUGUUGCAUCUUUACCGCUCGGGCGCAUGGUUUGAGCUUUUGUUGUUCGAAGUAGAAAAAUGUUAAAGGCAAGAACUGUUUACUCCAAGCAGACAAAAGAAUGUAUUGGCAAAGAAUUCUAAGUUAGGUUGCCCAAUCUCUAACGUUACUGUUAGGAUAGAGAAGGUACCUACACUAACAAAAGACUACACAUUCUUGAGCACAUACACGGUGACCAUACACCAGCAGCGACGCAUCUCACAAAAGUGGGCCUUGUAUAGAUCUAGAUAAGAUAGGCGAUUAUUAAGUGUAUUAGGCGAACACAUAGGGUAUAUAUUGUACAUAUGAAGGCAUUAAGUUGCUGGUUUAUUCCUGUUUUUUUUUUUUUGCUUUUUUUUUUUUUAAUUCAGUGCAGAAUGUUCGGUACAAAAGUUCUGUCCCGAACUGCUUGCCUUCCUACGUCACCUAAGUGUGGGCGCUGGCCGCGUCGUCUGCUAAUUACGAACUAAGUUAACUUAUUGUAGUGGUCUUUUGCAACGAGACACUACUGCCGAUUAGUUAUUUAUAGGUCGUGUUAUAUCAAUAAAUAUGGUGAAAGAACGUAAAAUUUAGAGAUUACAAACGAAUCUUUACAGAUUGAUACUGUUUCCUAUUUUUGGACAGUCAUCCCCUUUUUAAUAUUAGUAUCUUUUCUUGGUACCGUUGUAUCGAGAGCUGCCGCAAAAGUAUAAACACCAAUUGAUAAUUUGGUCACUUGAAUUAAUUACUUUGUUUUAGACGAGUCCUAUCUUUAGAAAACGCAUUGGAAAACAUAUUUCAGAUAAUUACAUUUAUUUAUUUGGCAACGAUUAACGCAGGCACGUCGUAUAAAGGUUGAAAUGUUUGAAAUAAUAACAGAACUGAAUAAAAUUUGCUAUAUAAAAAUGUUCAUGUAAGUAAGUUUAUUUAUUUACAUAGAGC